ACGUAAGGUAGGAAUAUGCACGAUCCUCACCCCUUGAGAAGUAAGUGGUGUAUUGACUGAUAUUCUUCCUCUUCAUCACGAGUACGAGGGCUUCAUCCACCGUCCAUAUACCUCCACCCGUAUAUCUGGAAAAUGGCCUCUGCUCCAGACAUUAUCACAUAUAUUGGCGUGCCCCUCGCAGUCCUUGGGGUUCUACCAAUUAUUUACAAUACCAUCUCAACUCUUGCGACGCUGGCCAAAGUCAGGCGCAUGCUCCGACGCAGCCGUCUUGUAGGCAUCACGAGAGGGGAUGUGGUCAACCGCGUGAUAGAGGUAGAGCUCCCCCGCUAUACGCUUGCCCCUUUACACCGGGAACGAGAAUAUAAAGAUUACUGGCGGCUGUCCGAUUACCCAAGCCGGAUCCCAGGAGGCAGUUGGACGAUCUUCAAUUGGAAGUCCAAUGCUAUUGGCUUGAAGACUCAGCGGCUAGAUUACUCUGAUCAACUUCGACAGCCGCAAGCCGAGAUAGGAUUCGAAGAACUUCUUAGCUUCCUUCUCGAUCUGGGAGCUGUCCCGGACCCCGUAGGUUUCCGCAUGCUGAGAACGAGUGGACUCUGGAUACCGGCAGGCACUCCUCUUCUCCUCUCGCCUGAUCGAACUGAAAAAGUCCUGACCAUUGCCCCUUUGGAUGAUUCAGAUGGACAUCUUUCACUGGCGGUUUACUGGUCUUCAAAUUGGGAUAUGAGAGACCAGAACUCUCUACCUCCAUACUGGGUUCUGAUCAAAGGCAUACCCCCAACUCGACCUGUCAGCAAAGUCGAUGGUACGGCGGAGCAACCAUCCGAUGGGAUAGAUGGAUCUACUGUCUCUGUUGAGGUCAAAGGAUCCACAGCAUUGCAAUACAUGCCCCUUGCUCCACCGGCUAUAAGGUGCCAAGUUGGGAUCAACGGAGUUAUAUCUGCCGUUCCCGAUGAUUUCGAUGCCCAGAUGUUUGAGUCACUUGACGUCCGCCAUCUGGAAGUUGAUGAAUCCGGCCUCAACACCGCGGGGAUCUGGUUCGCCAGUGCCCUUACAGCACUCAGCACCUCCUCCCAAACCAUUCUCUGGAACUACAAAAUCCCAUCCGACAUUCUGGCCUUCUCCAAGAAGGACACGAUUCCCUGCGGGAUUCUCGUGCUCCUAGAUCUUGUCGAAGAAUCUGCGACUCCAGAAUGGGCGACGAAGUAUGACGAUGAGGAAGAGGAGCGCGAGGCUAAGUUCCGCAAGAUGAAUGAACAAGCGAGGGCUGUGCUGCGAGAGAGCCAAUUGCCCCCGGACCAGAGGGCCGCGGCUUUCAGGGAGAGAGCUCAGAGGCAGCAUGAGGACUGGGUAGCGGGUCUCAACGCGACUCGGAGACGAGACGAGCAACGAGCUGAGACGAGGAUGAUGGAGGCACUUCAGAGUCCCAAGUGGGGUAACAAGCUAAUAGCUGGGAAGGUCCUGCCGUGGCUUCAAAAGGAGGGCCACGUAGAUGCAUCUCACGACUCGAAGCGCGCGGUGGAAGUUUUGCUAUGGAAAUUGAUUAACGAUCCUCCCAUGACGAGAGAUCUGGCACGGAUGCUAGAUCAGUGGAAGGCCUUUGUUGAUAAUGGAGGUCUUCGAAAAGCGGAUUAUCUGACGCUGAAAGAAAACAAAGUCAUGUUUGGUUAUGCGAGCCUUCUCCUUGCGGUCAUUGAGGAUUCUGUAAUGGCGGCACUGGGAUCGCUGGCUAUGGAUCUGCAGGAGUGUAUAAGAAUAUGGAAGAGAGUCAGGCUUGGAUGAAUUGUAGAUUGUAAGGAGUUGUAAAUGUAGUAUACCCCCUGAAUCUAUGUCUUUUUUGAAGAUAAUCUAUCGCUAUGCUAUGCAACUAUUCAAACACUUUUAUGGAUGAUACUAUACAGCAAGGUAACUCUUUCGAGAUAAAAGGUACCUAUCCCAAAUUUUC
Molecule: messenger RNA, 1942 nt
Organism: Amorphotheca resinae ATCC 22711
Lineage: Eukaryota; Fungi; Ascomycota; Leotiomycetes; Helotiales; Amorphothecaceae
Exons: 2
Coding region: 133-1779 (548 amino acids)
Source: RefSeq, a predicted model, not a curated record